AUGACAAAAGAUUUGAUUUUGAUUUUCAGCCUUUUACUUUUAUCUACUGCUUGUUCUUCUCCUGAUUCUAGAAAAUGCUUAAAUCCAGACAAACAUCAAGAAUUACCAUUGCAAAGAGUUGAAAUAAGUUCUUACUUUUUUAUGCCUGCAUGUGUUUUUCACCUCUUCCACGCGAUGAAUGUCGCAAACGGCAAGACAGAGCUUGGAAUUCGAUCUGAUAAUCAAGUUCAUAAGAAUCAGUGA
Molecule: messenger RNA, 243 nt
Organism: Clunio marinus
Lineage: Eukaryota; Metazoa; Arthropoda; Insecta; Diptera; Chironomidae
Source: the annotation of a GenBank genome assembly